CAUCAGCUCUGUGUUCAUGGCUGCUUGGGGUUAUUUGUGAAUUUGUUAUCAAAGACACCUGUUUAGUUCUCAUACAGCUCUUCUGUGACCUAUUUGCCGUGUAUAUAAAGACGGGUGCCGCGUGAGACGUGUCAGACUGCAUCUCGCCGUCUAAGCAGGUGAUAAUUCAUGAUGAGAAGAGCCACAGUUGUUCUGGCGCUGCUGCUCUGUCUGCAGUGGACGUGGGCUCAGACAGAUAGAGAGAACAAGAACUCAGAGGUUCAGUUUGAGAGUCGGGGCGCCAAAGCAGCCCCUGAUCAGAGCCGGACCAACGUCACCCCUGACAUCUGGGCCGAGCUGAAGGAGCUGAGACACAAGAUAGAGAAGCUGGAGCAAGAAAAUGCAGCUUUAGAGGCCAAGAUGAGCUCCAGUGUAAAUGAUGUGGAGGAGAUGAAGAGAGUGACUGCAGACCCUACGAAGGUGGCGUUCACAGCCAGUCUAGCUGUAGAUGUUGGACCUGGUACUGAUGCCACACUUAGAUUCCUUAGAGUCCUCACUAAUAUCGGCCAAGCCUACAACCCAGAUACAGGUAUCUUCACAGCCCCGGUCACUGGAGCCUACUACUUCAGAUUCACCUUAUGGAACCGUCGUACAAAUACAGAAGUUGGUGCUUCUCUCCAUCACAAUUACAAGAGGAUGAUGAACAAUUCAGAUUACAAUGAUCAUAUUGCCUAUGUGUCUCUGUCUAAUGGAAUAGUUCUUCAUCUGGAGCAAGGGGACGAGGUCUUCAUGACGAUAGAUUCGUACUACAGUAUUUCGGAUACUGGAGAUAAUCGUACCACCUUUAGUGGUUUUCUACUUUUCCCCCUAUGAGUGCAACCACAGUUAUCCGUAAAAUGUUUUAAACAUUAAUCUGUUAAAAAUAUAAAUGCAUUUCAAAAAACAA
This is a messenger RNA of Acanthopagrus latus (yellowfin seabream), 925 nucleotides long. RefSeq names its product complement C1q subcomponent subunit C-like. The coding region runs from base 169 to 852 and encodes 227 amino acids. Gene Ontology annotation, molecular function: protein binding. Lineage: Eukaryota; Metazoa; Chordata; Actinopteri; Spariformes; Sparidae. The record is from RefSeq and is a predicted model, not a curated record. The transcript has 4 exons.